Molecule: messenger RNA, 1143 nt
Organism: Malassezia vespertilionis
Lineage: Eukaryota; Fungi; Basidiomycota; Malasseziomycetes; Malasseziales; Malasseziaceae
Gene: CAF17
Product: ccr4 associated factor
Exons: 1
Coding region: 1-1143 (380 amino acids)
Cellular component (GO): mitochondrial matrix
Molecular function (GO): protein binding
Source: RefSeq, a predicted model, not a curated record
AUGUUGCAGCGUGCUCGCCAAAGCGUGCUGACGAGGGCACUAAGCACGGCGGCUAGAGCGCCGCUGUGUGUGGCGCCUGUGCCUUUCCGUGGGCUGUACGCACUCGAGGGGCGGGAUACGUUCAAGUUUCUGCAGGGUUGUAUGACAAACAAUGUCACGACGCUCGAGCGUUGCAUGGCAGAACCACCGGCGCUUGCGCAGCAAUACACGUUUUAUACCGGGUUUUUGAAUCCUCAGGGGCGAGUGAUUGCCGAUGCGUUCUUGCAUUUGGUCCCUGGCGCACAAGAGCCGAGCGUGUUGCUGGAGGCGGAUACGCGCGUGAUGCCCGAACUGAUCAAGUUCCUGCGGCGGUUCAAGCUGCGCUCCAAGUUCCGCAUGCAGGACGUGUCUGAUGACUGGCAGGUGAUGCAGGUCUGGGGUGCACGGCAUGCGCCCGAUCAUCCUGCCGUGGCCGCGUCCGAGGCACUUAUUUACAAGGAUAUACGUGCACCGACCAUGGGGUGGCGAGUACUUGUAUUGUCGAGCAAAACGCCGCCGCAGCUUCCAGAGAUGCACGUCGUCUCUGCAGAAGAGUAUACAGUACACCGCAUGCUUUGCGGCGUGCCCGAGGGCCCCGAUGAAAUUAUUCCCAACUCGAGUCUACCGCUGGAGAGCUGCAUGGAUUACAUGCACGGCGGUACGUUGCGCACCGCACUAACCAAAGUCGACUUUCGAAAAGGAUGCUAUAUUGGCCAGGAACUUACCGCGCGUACCUACUUCACAGGCCUGACCCGCAAGCGGGUCAUGCCGUUCAUGCUGACGCACAUCGAUUCGCCGCGGCCGACGCAAGUGGCUGUCGAGUCUGCAUGGCAGGGGUCCGCUCCAAAGAGCGGCUCAGAUCUGCGGUUUAAUCUCGGCGCGAAUGCUGGCGACGAAAAAAAGAAUGCGCGCCCUGCACGCACGCGAUCUGCCGGAAGGUAUUUAAGCGGGAUUCACAACCUUGGCCUCGGGCUCUUGCGGCUCGAGCAGGUCGACAAGACGCACGAGGACGACCGGUCCUUCUUGUCAGUGCAGGCAACCGAAGAUCAACCCCUGAGAGUCACGCCAUGGACACCGGACUGGUGGCCAGAGGCCAACGACACGCAAGCUGCGAAAGAUGCAUAG